This is a messenger RNA of Fimicolochytrium jonesii, 2816 nucleotides long. Its product is annotated as 3-isopropylmalate dehydratase. Bases 322 to 2658 code for a protein of 778 amino acids. Gene Ontology annotation, cellular component: 3-isopropylmalate dehydratase complex. The transcript is spliced from 3 exons. The record is from RefSeq and is a predicted model, not a curated record. NCBI's taxonomy places the organism in Eukaryota, Fungi, Chytridiomycota, Chytridiomycetes, Spizellomycetales, Powellomycetaceae. Gene Ontology annotation, biological process: L-leucine biosynthetic process. Gene Ontology annotation, molecular function: 3-isopropylmalate dehydratase activity; 4 iron, 4 sulfur cluster binding.
CCAUUCCACGCUGUGCUGUGGUGCUGAGCGGUGCUUCCCCUGAAUAAUACUACGUACUGUACGUAUAGUAUCGCAACAUUCCCACCGCCUCCCCAGUAGACGCACACUCCGACGUAUAUAGCAGCACCACCUACUGCCACCACCCCCCCCACCACCUCCUGCUUCUUCUCUCCCUCGCUCUAUCCAUAACGGGUUUCUUCAUAACUUGGAAUUCCAUCCUGCAAACGCAUUUUCCCACCAUACAACCACCAGAUCACUUCCGCUCGCAUAUCCCACUCACAUAUCUACGUACUUGCUGAGCUAACACGCACUUGCAACACGAUGACCAUCUCGAACCCCCCACAAACCCUCUACGACAAGAUAUUCUCCGCCCACAUAGUCGACACCACCCCCGACGGGACUUGUCUCAUCUACAUCGACAGGCACCUCGUUCACGAAGUCACUUCCCCGCAGGCUUUUGAAGGCUUGCGUAAUGCAAACCGCAGAGUCAGAAGAAGGGACUUGACUCUUGCGACCGUGGAUCAUAAUAUCCCGACGACGGGGAACAGGAAGGAUUUCAAGAGUAUCGAGACGUUUGUCGAGGAAGUCGAUUCCAGGACUCAGUGCCAGACGUUGGAGGAGAAUGUGAAGGCGUUUGGGGUUACUUAUUUUGGGCUCUCUGAUAAGAGACAGGGCAUUGUUCAUGUGAUUGGACCAGAGCAAGGUUUCACUUUACCCGGCACGACUGUCGUGUGCGGCGACUCGCACACCUCCACACACGGCGCUUUCGGUGCUUUAGCGUUCGGGAUCGGCACAUCCGAAGUCGAACACGUCCUCGCCACGCAAACCAUCCUGCAAAAAAAGUCGAAAAACAUGCGUAUCACAGUCAAAGGCCAGCUCACCACCGGCGUCACAUCCAAAGACGUGAUCCUGCAUAUCAUCGGUAUCAUCGGCACCGCGGGUGGAACCGGCCACGUCAUUGAAUUCUGCGGCUCCGCGAUCGAGACCCUGUCCAUGGAGGCCCGCAUGUCCAUCUGCAACAUGGCCAUCGAGGCUGGAGCGCGCGCGGGGAUGAUCUCCCCGGACGAUAUCACCUUCGAGUACCUCCGCAACCGCCCCCUGGCCCCCAAGCAAGGGGAGGAGUGGGACCGCGCGGUCGAAUACUGGCGGUCUCUCCGAUCGGAUCCAGGCGCUAAAUAUGACGUUGAGGUCUCCAUCAAUGCAGAGGAUAUCGUGCCCACAGUGACUUGGGGAACAUCUCCUCAAGAUGUCGUGGCCAUCACCGGAACCGUCCCCGACCCCGCAAAGGAACCCGACGCCGCCAAACGCGCAAGUAUGGAACGUUCUUUAGCAUACAUGGGUCUCUCGCCCAACACGCCCAUGGCCGAGGUCAAGAUCGACAAAGUCUUCAUCGGCUCCUGCACAAACUCCCGCAUCGAAGACCUCCGCGCCGCCGCCCGCGUCGCCUACGGCCGCAAAGUCGCCCCCACUGUUCACGCCAUGGUCGUCCCCGGCUCCGGCCUCGUCAAGCACCAAGCCGAAGCCGAAGGCCUCGACAAGAUCUUCACCGCCGCAGGCUUCGAGUGGCGCGAAGCAGGCUGCUCAAUGUGUCUCGGCAUGAACCCGGACCAGCUCAAACCCUACGAGCGCUGCGCGUCCACCUCCAACCGCAACUUUGAAGGCCGGCAGGGCCAAAAAGGUCGAACCCACCUCGUCUCCCCCGCUAUGGCCGCCGCCGCCGCCAUCGUCGGAACCCUCACAGACGUCCGCGCCCUCGUCUCCCACUCCAACCCAAAAUCGGACGCCGAAAUCAACAUCACAGUCCACGACUCGAAAGACUUCCUCCACCACCCCUCGGGCCUCGUCGCCCCAACGUCCGACUCGGACACCUCCGACGUCGAGUUCGAUUCACCCCCCUCCACCCAACCCACCCUAACGCCGCGCUCCCCCGACCUCCCCCCUCCCACAACGGGGAGCAUGCCCCCCUUCACAACCCUCCGUGGCACCGCCGCCCCCCUCCCAAUGUCCAACAUCGAUACGGACAUGAUCAUCCCCAAACAGUUCCUAAAAACAAUCAAAAGAACCGGUCUCGCUUCCGCCCUGUUCUUCGAGUUACGCAACGACGUCUCCACCUCCCCUCCGAGCCCCAAAUCAGACUUUGUCCUCAACAAACCGCCCUAUGAUAAAUCCAAGAUCCUGGUAACAGGCGAGAAUUUCGGAUGCGGAAGUUCGAGGGAACACGCCCCCUGGGCCCUCCUGGAUUUCGGGAUUAAAUGCAUCAUCGCCCCUUCCUUCGCUGACAUCUUCUACAACAACACGUUCAAGAAUGGGAUGUUGCCGCUCGUCCUCCCGCAACACCAAGUCGACACUUUGAUGCGUGACGCGGAAUCCGGGCGGGAAUUGGAGGUGGAUUUGGUGAAUCAGGUUAUCCGCCGCUCCGAUGGCAACGGGGAGAUACCCUUUGAAGUAGAAGAGUUCCGCAAACACUGCCUCGUCAACGGUCUCGACGAUAUCGGGUUGACCUUACAGAAGGAGGACGCGAUUAGGCAGUUUGAGGAACGGAGGACGGGGAGCUGGCCGUGGUUGGAUGGGGUGGCGUAUCGGCAUAAGGGGGGGGUUGUGAAGGUUGCAAAGGGGGGAAAGAUGGGAGGGAAGCAAGGGAAACCGAUUGAUUGGUAGUGUGUGGGGUAUAAGCUUUGUAUGGAUUCAGGUUCUUUUUUUUCGGGGCUUUGCUUGUAUGUAUGUAUGUAUGUAUAUGUCUUCAACAUGGUUUUUAUUUCGCAAAACGAGGGUAGGGGGGUUCAACGGCACUCUCGUUCGGAAAAAAAAGACACGGC